Molecule: messenger RNA, 1151 nt
Organism: Zea mays
Lineage: Eukaryota; Viridiplantae; Streptophyta; Magnoliopsida; Poales; Poaceae
Exons: 1
Coding region: 229-732 (167 amino acids)
Source: RefSeq, marked predicted
CCCCAAUAGCCAACAAGAGGAGAGGAUCCAAACACGCAGCUCUAGUGAGCUCCGUCCCACACACAGACUCCGGCUCCCUGUGGCCCGCGGCGUGAGCGUGUCGUGUCCCGCAGGGCCACCUUUGCUCUCUAACCCCUUCCACCACACGCGACCGCCGUCCCCGCGCGAGUUGCCGAACCCACGUCUCCCCUCGCCCCGCGCCGACCCUACCAACCCUCGGGCCCGCCCAUGGAGAUCUCCGCCUCCGCUGCGCCGGCCGCCUCCUCCCCGCCCGCCAGGCCGCUGGUCCUGCGCCCGUUCGCCUCGUCAUCGCCCCACCCGGCUACGUCCUCCUCGACCACCAUCCGCCGCCGCCCAUCCUCAUCGGCCACUGCCACGGUCCGCCGCCGCGCGCGCACCCGCCCCCGUACAGGGCGGUCCAAGCCCCCCGCCGACUCGGGCGACUACUUCUCCGGCAACGACGGCCCCGGUCUCGGUGGUUCCGGCGGCGGUGACGGAGGAGGACGGUGGAGCUGGAACAGCGGGUUCGGCUCUGGAUCAGACGGCCCCGACGACUGGGAGCCCGAUGUGCCGGCGCCCCGGAGGUCAGCGGCGGAUGCGGCGCUCGGGGUCGUCUACGAGCUCAUGUGCCUCAUCGCGCUCUCCAACUGCACCCAGUUCGCCGUCCGCAGGCUCGCGGGCCUCCUCUCCGCCCGCGUCGCCGCAUUGCGAUUCGUCCCCACCGUCUGCUGAUCAUCCGUGGGGGUUUGUUUUACUUCCUCUUCCUCCUGCCCGUCUACCUGAAAUCGCUUCUGUACAUAUAUCAGCCUGCAACUGCGGUUUUAGGGGAUUGGGGCCUUGGGGGAAUCAGGACCUCUGCCUGUUGUUCCUCGGUGCGUGCCUCAAGCAUUAUACCGUUGAACAGUAGCAAAAUUCGUCGAAUCCAAUUGGAGAAACACAAAAAUAAGAUCAACUUGUUUAUCCUUUGUUGUUGUACUCAAGAUUGAUUGAUGCCUAUUGUGUUAGGAUGCAUCAUUAUCUGUUCCAUGUGUAUAUAAAUGUGCUGUUAUUAAGUUUCUUGGUACUUCAUGGAAUGUCAAGGGCAGUGCGUUUGGGGAAUUCUCAUAGAUCCGGUUAGUUGAAUGGAAGCUCAAUUAACUAGCUAUAUGGCU